This is a messenger RNA of Aspergillus ochraceoroseus IBT 24754, 769 nucleotides long. RefSeq names its product guanylate kinase. Gene Ontology annotation, biological process: purine nucleotide metabolic process. Lineage: Eukaryota; Fungi; Ascomycota; Eurotiomycetes; Eurotiales; Aspergillaceae. Gene Ontology annotation, cellular component: cytosol. The record is from RefSeq and is a predicted model, not a curated record. The transcript is spliced from 4 exons. Gene Ontology annotation, molecular function: GMP kinase activity. Bases 33 to 722 code for a protein of 229 amino acids.
CCCAGUUCUCCUCUGGCUAAUUCUAGUAGUAUAUGCAUUUCCUUGCAAACUCCCGUGGAAUACUUUUCCUAUCGCGUGGGCAUCUACUACCACUUGUACCCCGCCUUUCAGUCUCAACAAUGGCAGCCAGUGCUGUACAAAAGUUUCGCCCCGUGGUAGUCUCCGGACCAUCUGGGACCGGUAAAUCCACUCUCCUGAAGAGACUUUUCGACGAAUACCCGGAUACCUUUGGUUUCUCUAUUUCUCAUACAACCCGCUCCCCCCGCCCCGGCGAGCAACAUGCACGCGAAUACUAUUUCACAACGAAAGAAGAUUUCCUAGACCUGGUCAACAAAAACGGGUUUAUCGAGCAUGCCCAGUUCGGCGGGAACUACUACGGCACGAGUAUUCAAGCUGUGAAGGAUAUCGCGGCGAAGGAGCGGAUCUGUAUUCUUGAUAUUGAGAUGGAGGGCGUUAAACAAGUCAAGAAGACCGAUCUCAAUGCACGAUUCCUAUUCCUUGCGCCUCCCUCUGUUGAGGAACUCGAGAGGAGAUUGCGUGGGCGCGGCACAGAGACCGAGGAGAGUCUGCAGAAGCGUCUUGCACAGGCGAGGAACGAGCUCGAGUUUUCGAAGCAACCCGGUGCGCAUGAUCAGAUUGUUGUGAAUGAUGAUCUUGAGACGGCGUAUCAGGAGUUGAAGGAUUUUAUUGUUGAUGGGGGUAAGUUUGGAGCGGAGCUGUGAUUUUGGUCUUUUGGUUUUUUUUUUUUUUCUUCUUUUUUUUUUUUUUU